Molecule: messenger RNA, 3162 nt
Organism: Xyrichtys novacula (pearly razorfish)
Lineage: Eukaryota; Metazoa; Chordata; Actinopteri; Labriformes; Labridae
Source: the annotation of a GenBank genome assembly
CUCCCUCCCCGCACAUGUCGCCCGUCAGUCACUACAGGAUCAGCAGCCUAUCGGCAUGCAAAAGUCAGACCUGCUCGGCAGUCACUGAGAAACAACAACGGCCUAGUAUCACAGAGAACAGGAAAGAAGAGGAGAGUCUGCAGUCGGAGGUUUCAUGCUCGGCUCGACAUGCCACCUAACAUGGAUUAUUUCUACCACGAGUCCCGAGUCCCCUCAGCUUGCGGGUUGACCCGGGAGGACGAGCUGGAUCCGGAGGUCAUCAGCUGUAUGCUGGUCGGAGAUGGAGCUGUGGGGAAGACCAGCAUGAUAGUCAGCUACACCUCCAAUGGAUAUCCGGCAGAGUACCAACAGACUGGUUUUGAUGUCUUCUCUGGUGAGUUUACUUUGCUGUAUUUGUUCGUAGUAAUCCUUGACAAUAUUCAAAAAGUUGGCUGUUGUCUUCAGAUUAUCUGCUCACACAAAGUUCAGACUUUAUACCAAUAAAACCUUAUCUUUUAACAGCCUUUCUGUAAUUUUUGAAGAUGACUUUUACAUACUACUUUAUAGUUUCAUGCUCAAAAAUUAUAGAAAUGGCAUACAUAUGCUUGAAAAUUAGAGCAUUUGCUAUGAUUCAGUAUUAAAAUGUGUGAAAAUAGACUUAAAAGCUGUAUUUGUCACUAUUUAAAGAAUGACAAGCCAUACAAUGUGAAAUUAAUUGUCAAUAAACCUAUAUGAAGAGAUUUUAAGCUGUGGCUACUUACAGUCGAGAACUAAAAUAUUCUAUGGAGAGUUUAAAUUGUGUCUGAAAUGUGUCUUAUAUCUCUGAUAUAAAGUGAGCCCAACUUAAACCAACUUCUUUGUCCACAGGCCAAGUCCAGGUAGAAGGAUCUCCAGUCAAAGUUCAGCUUCUGGACACUGCUGGACAGGUAAGAUUGCUCCUAAUUUUAAGUUUUUAACUGGAUGUUGCACAGUCAAGCUUGUUCUCAACAUUUAUUUACUCCGUAGUUUUAAAGUCACAUCAGUUUUUCAUUUGUUGUUGAGCUCAUGUUUCCAUUUGGUAAGCAAAAUCUCGCUGAGUAAAUCUCUGUUGUUUUCUUGAGGGGUUUUAAUGUUGAGAAAGAUGAUGAUUUAUGAGGGUACAAACUGUGCCACAUCAUUGCUUCAUCCAAUAUGUGACUCAGUAACAAGAUUUCAUCAUGUGCAGCAUCUUAAUGUGUGACUGAUCUUUUCCUUGACUCUGCGGUGACUCAGUCCCUUUCACUCCAUCACGUCUGCACAUAUUUCAAUUGACACAUCUUUUCUCUGUUUCUGCUCUUUCAGGAGGAGUUUGAUGAAUUCAGAGCUCUGUCCUACGCUCACACAGAUGUCUUCCUCCUGUGCUUCAGCAUGGUCAACCCCACUUCAUUUCACAACAUCACCAAAAAGUGGGUCUCUGAGAUCCGGGCUCAUAACCCCUCCUCGCCAAUCGUUCUUGUCGGGACGCAGUCCGACCUCUUACUGGAUGUGAACGUCCUCAUCAACCUGGACAAAUCUAACGUCAAGCCCAUCCUGAGCUCCAGAGCCAGGAGCAUGGCGGACAAGAUCAGGGCCACGGACUACAUCGAGUGUUCAUCACUCACUCAAAAGAACUUGAAGGAGGCGUUCGAUUCGGCCAUCUUUGCCGCCAUUAAGAACAAAGCUCGCAAGAACAAGAAGAGGAGGUUUUCUGACAGGCGCACCAAAGCUUUCUCCAGGUGUAGCUGGAAGAAGUUCUUCUGCUUUGUCUGAACUUAUGAAUAGACUCUAAACCCUGUGGGUUACGGACAAAACUCUUAUUUAUUUAUACUAACAGGUUAACAGGACUCUUCAUUCUCAGCCAACUUACAUACUCAGAUUCUGAUCAGAAAGCAGAAAAAAUUGGUUUCUUUCACUUGGGGAUGCCAAAUGGCGCAGGAAAGUAAAACACAAGCAAAGUGACAACAAAGAGAGGAGUCUGGUUUCACUCCGUUCAGCUGUGUUUACAUUAUAUUCUAAUGUGUGAUGUUCCAGGGUUGCAUAAAAACAUAUUUUACAUGUUAUAUAAUUGAUGUACAGGCAAUUUUUUUGCACCACUGUUGAGCCAUUUGUUAGAAAAGUCCAGAGAAUUGAGGUCAAAGUUAGGAAACAUAACACAAACUAUACAGGCCCAUUAAAAGCGCAGGCAGUCAUGUAAAUGUGGUCCAUUUGCAUGCUGUGCUUUGCAGGUUUCAAUGCAAGUGAGAGAGACAGAGAGAAACAGAAAGUGUCCACACUCUGUUUGGACACAUGGGCGUUAGCUACUUCUCUGUUGUAUUCUCGCUGUCUGGCUGCACCAACCUAUUUAUAUGCAGCAGCUGCAAGUUCAUGUUGCAGUGCGAGAUACCACAUUCUCACCUGUGUGUGAAAGCUCCAAGACUGGUGUAUCCUUAUCUAAAAGUUAGUCUCAUCACCGUGGAUAUUUUAAGAGCUGAUCUGCAGAAAACAAACACAGCAUUAUGUUUUGUUUAGUUUUUUUCUGACAAAGCAAACAUAGAUUUAUUUCCUGUAUCUUAAUUCCCAGGAACUUGAUUGGAAACCCUCUUGCCUGAGCUUAAAAAGGUUGCAAGGGAGCAGCAAUCAAUUGGCUUUUUGUGCCUUCCUCCCAUCAAUCUGCAUCUGUGAAAACUGGCACUGCAGGAGUCUUGACUUCCACCCUGCAGUCCCUCCCACCUGGCUUUUUUCAUUCGGCCCUCUUUGUUUGUAUGCUCAAUACACUCCUUAUCUCCUCAAUAGCCCUGUAUGCACAGAGUUAGAGCACGCUAAACGGCUUCUGUUUGAAUGUAAGUGGAAACCAAUACACUGUAUGAGAAGAAGCCUUGAGGGUCUGUGAUGCUUCAUAUUUUGCGUCCCAUUUUAUCUGGUGGAUAUAUAAGCGACCAGAAUCAUGGCUUUGCUUUGUUAUGCUUCUUGUGGAAGUCUUGUGAUGAUAUUCUGUUUGUUUAAAACAGGCCAUUCUUCAUGUUUUAUGUGUAUGAACUAUGAGAUGAGAUAAAACAUGGAUUUAAAUACCAUACUGUACUCCACAAACUGGUUUUGUUACAUUUGUAACCCUGUCUUUAAUCUGAACUAACCACCUCCUUCUCUCAUAUGUGUGUCUUUUUUACAUGUUGGAGGGAUGUGAUGCAAAUAAAUGAAGUGCAAGUUACA